Amaranthus tricolor (Joseph's coat) is the source of this 1722-nucleotide messenger RNA. RefSeq lists its product as uncharacterized. Lineage: Eukaryota; Viridiplantae; Streptophyta; Magnoliopsida; Caryophyllales; Amaranthaceae. The record is from RefSeq and is a predicted model, not a curated record. The transcript is spliced from 11 exons. The coding region runs from base 310 to 1533 and encodes 407 amino acids.
AAAGUGAAGAAAACAAUGAAAGAAAUAAUUUAAAAAAAAAAAGUAAAAUGAGUAGGAAGACAUACAAAAUUCAUUAAAAGCACAAGGAGCCCACAAAAGGACAAUCCUAAUAGCCAAAAAGCUAAAACACUUUCUAUAUGUUUGAUUGAUAAUGGAAAUGCCACACAUGUACACAACUUACACUAAUUUCUUCACUUAACUUCCCAAAUUACCCUCAUCAAUCAUCAUUCAUGCCCAUCAUCCCAAAUCAACUAACAUCAAAUCACUUUACCUUUUACUUUGUUCUUCACACAAAAACAUCCAAACAAAAUGAAGAAUUAUUAUUUGUGUUGGAUGAUGGUGAUAAUGUUGAUGAUGAUGAUGAUGGAAUGUAUGAAUGUUGUUGGAAAGCCACCCCCAGUGAAGGUUGGAAGCAUAUCAACAGUGGAGGAUGCUGUGAAUUUUAAGAUUUAUUAUGGGCAAACCUUCAAAGUCAUUAAAAACUCCAUUGAUGGUGAUAGCUAUCUUCUUAUCCAGAAUAACUCAAGGAUGGCAGGAAGAACAAAGUACUGCACAAGUAGGAUGAAAUCAUUGGUGGUGCCUCUAUCGAAUUAUGCACUUGAUACUGAUACAUUUCCAGGCAUUCCAGUUUCUUUCCUUGAGCUUUUAGGGUUGCUUGGGACUUGCAAGGGCAUUACUUCAAACGACAUGGCAUCCGAGUGUUUAUCGAAGUUAUAUGAAGAAGGAGAACUAACAAUGGUAAACAAGACUGAGAUUGAUCAACUUUCUCAGUUUUCUGCUUACUUUACAAGUUCCACUGACAAACCACAAGGUUGCAAUAUUGCUACAUUUCUACCUUCAUCUGAAAAUUUCCCACUUCAGCGCGCAGAGUGGAUCAAGUAUAUAGCAGUGUUCGCAAACUUGGAAGUAAGAGCAAACUCGAUUUUUAGUGCAGUUAAACAAAAUUAUAUGUGCUUGGCUAACAUGUCAACAAGCAGAGAGCCAUCCUUCAAACCUGUUGUCGCUUGGAUGCUUUACGAAGAUGGUAUAUGGUCCUUCACAACAGAAACGUACAAAACAAAGUAUGUGCAAGAUGCAGGCGGAGAGAAUGUCGAUGAAUCCAUCAACAAAAUGACCUAUAACAUCACAGUUCCUGAUGACCUGGAUCAACUUCAUGCUAUCUUAUGUACGGUGGAUGUGGUGAUCGACGAAACAUACACGGCUGAUCCUGUUGCAUACAAUAUAACUACGUUCCUCCAAAAUGUUGGUGUCGAUGACAAAUCCUGCUUCGCUUUUAUGGCAAAGGAAAGUGUAUGGAGAUAUGACAAGAGAAUUCAGAAUAAUACUUCACUUGAUUGGUACGACGGUGCUGUGUCUCAGCCUCAAAUAGUAUUGGCAGACUUAAUGGAAGCAAUCUUUCCCACAGGAAACUACACCACUGCUUAUUUAAGAAACCUUGCUAAGGGUGAACAGAUUGCAGAUACUAACAGCUAUGACAAGUGCAGUAUGGACGCCUUGAGUGCUCUAGACCCCACAAUCAUACCUUGUCAAUAGCUAUUCUAAGAUCAAGCUUAGGAUAUCAAAGAUAGAAUUGUUCACCAUUAUCUUAUUUUUUUAGGAAGAUCUUGUCGGUCUUUUGUUGUAUUUACAAGAAAAUGUUAGUAUAAAGAAAAAGCUGUAGAUACAACUUUGUGCUUUGGAAAUUUUAUUUGAUGCACAAGAUUGUGCUUUUUGCAACAAAAA